CACGCUGCAGACAGGGCCACCCCCCUCGAUUCAACUAGCUAACUCAGACAGGCAUGACUUCAUGUUGAUUGUACUUUGGAUGCUGUAAUGCAGUCAAAAGCCAGCCAUAUCCACGUUUGAUUUGCACACUGUUUCGUUAUUGUAGGUAUUAUUAUUAUUAUAUUAUUAUAAACAUUCCGCCUCCCGAAUGGCAGAUGAGAUGCCGGGUAUGAAGACGCAUGGAGUUGGAGUCUUCUUAGAGCUGAGAACAAGGCUUCAGGGUGGACUACUCAUUGUCGGGAAGGACGUGGGCAGGAGUCCUGCGGACGUGGCCGUGACGGGCGGAGAGCGCUCCCUCCACGUCCGCACUCCUCGGGGCGAGCUGAGCGUGACUUUACCUGCAGGAGUCGCCUUCGAGCCGGGAUCCUGCGUCCCGACGCCGGCCGGAGAUUCCUGCGGAGGGGAGGAGCUGCAUUUCAGGAUGCGAAUCGGCGUCUCACGAAGCAAAGAGGCGCCUGACAGAGUGAUGGAGACACUCCGGGCUGAAGAGACUUAUUGCUUCCACUGCCAGAGCUGCGAGACCAGGCUGCUGGAGGACAGAACGUUCAAGCGCGUCCUUCCCCUGCCCAACGGCAACUGGAACGCCAUCGUGGACGACUGGUGUUGCCACCCGGACCCCUUCGCGAACAGGAAGCUGCUGCCCCGGGCCGAGGAUUGUCUGCUGGGCGACAGCUUCAUCCUGGUGGCCCGAGACGGCGGCUGCGAACACACUCUCACCCAGGAAGUGAGUCCGGUCGGAGCGGACGACGGCCAAGACCCGAAGAAACCCUGCCGCAGACACGCAGUCAUCUCUUGUGCGAGCUGUUCAUCAGUGCUGGGAGAGGCUGUCGCGCCAGAUACCAUAAAGCUGUACAUCACGCAGGUGUUGGUGGAACCCGCCGUGGGAGACAGAAAACCAGAAGCUUCUGUUAACAGAUCUCUGUUCCUGGAGAGGACGGUAGCGGCCAGGCUGCUGCACCUGUCCAACUCGCUGAGCUCCUUCCACUUCACGGUCCAGACUCCUGAUGGAAAAGCGUUCUUACUGCUCUGGCUGCUGAACAGCGACUCCAUCAUAGCAUCCGUCUCUGAGACAUGUGUCGGCGGUGAGGGGUCCGUCAGCCCUUCACAUUCCCCUGAUCUUCACAGCCCGUCACCCAGAGCUGCCAGAGCCCUGAAACUCCUCUACAUCACUUGCUCCGACCCAGACAUCCAGCAGAGAGAGGUCGUAACUAGUUGGGAGGCCAAUGUCAUUGGACAUCCCGUGGUGCUGCCGCUGAAGGUGUGCGAGGAGCUGCUGCAAGUGAUAGAUGACAGCAACUCGGCGCUUCCUGCGUCGAUGCGUCGCAUGAGGUCCUACGAGGUGGCCUACCUAAGACUAUGAGAUCACAACCAAGAAGCCAGUUGGUCAUGACGACUCGCAUCACUUCAGGAGAGAAUUCAAAAGCUGCUGGGACAACUGAGAGACCCAACUCAUGUGAAUAGGUUCUGUAUUUCUGUAAGUUUUCCCACUGCAGAGCAAAAUCCAGCAGGCGUGCAACAGCUUGUUGAGUCUGUCGUGCAGUAGUUUCUGGUUGCAUCUGUUAAAAUGUUUGGUGGCGUGUCAUCACCCGCAAGCAUAUUUGUCUUGUAACAGGAUCCUGCCCGUUCCCAGACAUAUUAACACAUGUGCAGUAAAUGCAAACCUGGAAGAACAUCUGAGUCGCUGUUUGUCACAUCUAUUUAAGCUGUAAUUAAAAUGUAUCAUAAGGUUUCGGGGGGAAAAAAGUGUAUGUACAAUUUAUGUCCGACAACUUUUUUACCAUGUUCAACAACAGAAACAAUUAAACUGUUUUUGAAA
Molecule: messenger RNA, 1855 nt
Organism: Mugil cephalus (flathead mullet)
Lineage: Eukaryota; Metazoa; Chordata; Actinopteri; Mugiliformes; Mugilidae
Gene: ube3d
Product: ubiquitin protein ligase E3D
Exons: 10
Coding region: 188-1399 (403 amino acids)
Biological process (GO): proteasome-mediated ubiquitin-dependent protein catabolic process; protein autoubiquitination; protein polyubiquitination
Cellular component (GO): nucleus; cytosol; ubiquitin ligase complex
Molecular function (GO): cyclin binding; ubiquitin protein ligase activity; ubiquitin conjugating enzyme binding
Source: RefSeq, a predicted model, not a curated record